AUCUAAUUACUUUUCACAGUUCCGACGGAACCGCCGCAGCUGUAGUCAUCAACAAGCGCAAUUCUCUAACAAAGUAACAAAGAGGAGGUAUUUGUCAAUCAAUACCUUUCUUCGUCGAUUCCCUUAGCUGAUGUGUUGUUAUUUUCGAAUUUGAUUUGUUGGAACACACUUCGAAGCUUGGGAUCUGAAAUAUCUGAUUCUGACUGUAUACUGUAGUCAAAGAUGGGCAGUGAAAGUGAUAAAGGUAGAGAAGCAAUUGUUGAAGAAGAAGAAGAAGAGAUAGUCUGCUUGGAGUCUUUCUUCAUCAACGAUGAGUAAUUUUGUUACACAAACAAAUGUUUGUUUUAUUUGGUUUUUAAACUUAGAUCAAGUGUCUGCUUUUGGUUUUCUCAAUAUACAUGUUUGUUUUGUCUUUGUCGGAUGCAGUUAUCAGUUGACGAAGUUUACGUUUGGUUCUCAUGUUCUUGAGCUCUACUGUCUCCAAUCAGCUUCAACUGAUUUUGAUUUAACAGGGCAGCUGGUUUGGCCUGGUGCGAUGCUUAUGAAUGGUUAUCUCUCAGAAAAUGCUGACAUUCUCCAGGGAUGUUCAGUUUUGGAGUUGGGAUCUGGCGUUGGUAUAACUGGAGUCCUAUGUAGCAAAUUUUGCCGUAAAGUUAUUUUUACUGACCACAACGAUGAAGUGCUCAAGAUACUGAAGAAAAACAUUGACCUUCAUGGACAUUCAAGUGGUCCCAAACCCUCAGCUGAAUUAGAGGCUGCAAAGCUUGAAUGGGGAAAUAGUGAUCAGCUUGGUCAAAUUUUAAAGAAACACAAUGAUGGCUUUGAUCUUAUUCUUGGAGCUGAUAUCUAUAUCCUUAUGUUCGUUAACGAAUUCUUUAUCUAUCCGCUAGGACAGUGGUUGAUCUUAGUUUUAUCCGUAGUUGAAGUUUUGGUCCGGAUCUUCUGUUCAGUUUUCAUCAGUUAAACCGUCAUGGGCACUCCUAUAAUUUACACCGGAAUGAAAAAGAAAACCUUGACAUUACGUAAGCUUUCAGCAAUCAAGUGUGCCAUUGCUAUUUGACAGUGUUGAGCAGCUUCUGCGGAUCAGGGGACAAGGAAACUGCAAAUUCAUACUAGCAUACGUAUCACGGGCUAGACAGAUGGAUUCUGCAAUCUUGAGAGAAGGCGCUCAGCACGGGAUGCUGAUGAAUGAAGUUUCUGGGACUCGGUGUACCGUAGGAAACUUGGAAGGGGUCAUAUAUGAAAUCACACUUCAAAAGAAGAGAGGAAUUGUGUUCGAGUAACUUAGUUCCUUUGAUACCUCAGAAUUUUGUAACAUUAUUUUUAUGUUAUUUAGAUGCAUACAUUUUUGGUGAAACGUUUACUAAAGUUACAGUUCAAAAAGUAUACAAUGACAUUUGUGGAUGCUUUGAAGUGAAUCCACAUUGUUAGCUGAAAAACUGUUGCAACUAUCAUAUCUCCUUUAUGAUAGUUGUCAUGUCCAAUUUCUUGACUUCAC
Messenger RNA from Arabidopsis thaliana (thale cress), 1498 nucleotides. RefSeq names its product Putative methyltransferase family protein. NCBI's taxonomy places the organism in Eukaryota, Viridiplantae, Streptophyta, Magnoliopsida, Brassicales, Brassicaceae. The coding region runs from base 311 to 964 and encodes 217 amino acids. The record is from RefSeq and is marked reviewed. The transcript has 6 exons. Gene Ontology annotation, molecular function: protein methyltransferase activity.